Messenger RNA from Trypanosoma grayi, 339 nucleotides. RefSeq lists its product as hypothetical. The record is from RefSeq and is a predicted model, not a curated record. NCBI's taxonomy places the organism in Eukaryota, Euglenozoa, Kinetoplastea, Trypanosomatida, Trypanosomatidae. The coding region runs from base 1 to 339 and encodes 112 amino acids. The transcript has a single exon.
AUGGUACUUUCUCUCCGCUACAAUGCUGUGCGUCACAGUCCGUGUCACCGUGUUUCAUCUUGUGACUUAGUACCUAUAUGUGACGCGGUGCUUUGGAGCACACAGACAACUGACAUGGCAGUACUGCAGUGGAAACAGCACGCAAACCGGCCUCCCGUCCUGCAACAAGUCGUCGCCGGUUAUUCCUUCUUCAUAUGUUUGUUUAGGACGGCUCUCUUUAUGUUCCUGUUACGCAAUGCAAACAGCACUCCCUAUAAUCACCUGGUUGAUGAUGAUGAUGCGCUUGUGGACCAGCAAGAGUGUUUAUUUAUAUGUGUGACUGAGUCAGCCGUUGUGUGA